Molecule: messenger RNA, 522 nt
Organism: Arctia plantaginis
Lineage: Eukaryota; Metazoa; Arthropoda; Insecta; Lepidoptera; Erebidae
Source: the annotation of a GenBank genome assembly
AUGCAUAGCUUAGAAAAAAUCUGUUUUCCUAUCGUAUUAGCGUUGGUCAGCUAUGUUUUAGCUACGGAUAAUGACAAUAUGAAGGACCAAGGAUCAUUCGGUGACGGCAGUGGACCCUUGUGGUUUGGACCAAGACUAGGCAAGCGAUCUCCAAGUCAAUCCACCGAAGACAACAGGCAAGCACUUUACAAACUACUGGAGGCUGCUGAUACGAUCAACUAUUACCGUGAUUAUAAAGGAAGUGGAGGAAGGAGUGAGGUGAAGGAUAGAGCUACGGAAUCAGAAACUAAAGGUCGCAUCCUAUCGCCCGAUGAAGAAAGAAUGACCGAAAACGCAGAGUUUAUUUCUCGACUUGGCAGACGACUCUCUAACGGAAUGGCCGAUGCACCAACUGUCCAAAUUAUAAAUCAUUCUGAUGCAGAGCAAAUGAACCGCAGGACCAAAUAUUUUUCAGGAUUUGGCAGGAUCGUGAACUUUUCGCCAAGACUCGGCCGUGAACUUGCAUAUGGUAAUACUUUUUAG